AUGCCAAUGCCUGCUAACGAAGCGACGAAGUUUAAUGACGAGUGGUCAGACGACUCUCAGUCCUCUUUGGACUACAUGCGGGACCUUGAGCCCGACCCUUUGAACGAAAACAUCCUCUGUACAUGCAAGGUCGAUGACUCUGACUCCUUGCGCGAAGACGACGAUGCUGGCAGCGAUUCAUCCGAGAUGCGAGGCUACUAUAAGUUAACGAACAAGCCUUGUACCGUCAGAUGUUGUGCAGAUUAUGACGAGGCUGGAAUACGGAGACUACGGCGCGAAUAUCAAAGGGCGGAGCCUUGGUGUAUACGUUUGAGCCUGAACGAAAACUACGUAAAGAUCGGCGCAGAGUUCAUUGGAUGGGAUGUUGAGCUGACGAGAAAUAACAUGGCCAUGAUGAAGGCUUCGAAAGAGUUCAAAGGCGCUGCAUGGCUUGAAUUCUGCCAACGGCACAACUCAGACCGCUGGAUUCGGAAAUACUUCGUUUGGGCCACGAAUAGCCAUGAUCGGGACCACAUUGACCGAGUCUACCAGAAUUUGACCCAGAUCGUUGGGAACCGAUAUGUGACUGUGAAGUCGUCUUGGGACGGAAUCCGAAGCUUUAGCGAUCUUGUCAAGCCGGACGGUGUUAAUAUUGUCCAGGCGCAACUAUUCCUACAGAUACAUUUCGUCGAACACGACAUCGACGUUGAGGAACGAAAGUAUGUCUCGCUAUACUACGCGUUUCCUGCGCAACGAGGCUUUUCAAUUCGGGCUAGGAACAGGAAUGACAACGUCCUGGAACUUGAUCCGGAUGAAUACGUAAGUUUCUGGACACGGUAG
This is a messenger RNA of Colletotrichum aenigma, 819 nucleotides long. RefSeq lists its product as uncharacterized. NCBI's taxonomy places the organism in Eukaryota, Fungi, Ascomycota, Sordariomycetes, Glomerellales, Glomerellaceae. The record is from RefSeq and is a predicted model, not a curated record. Bases 1 to 819 code for a protein of 272 amino acids. The transcript is spliced from 3 exons.